UGCCAGACUGGGGAGAGAGGUCAUUCACAUGGAUUAUGGAAUGAAGGAGAAAAACCCCAUCAACAAUGUCCACUUUUACUGCAAGAAUGAUCCCACCAAAGCCAUCAAGAUCCGCAAAAAACAGGUGUCCAAACUGCUGCCGGAGCACUUCGCCGAGCAGCUGAUCAGGGUUUACUGUAAGAAGACCGAUGACAAGAGCCUAGAAGCUGCUAAGAAGUACUUUGUCCAGUGGUGCAUGGACAGGAACUUCACCAAACCUCAGGAUGGAGAUAUAAUUGCUCCAGAGCUCACCCCACUCAAACGUGACUGGCACAUGCUGGAGCGAGAUGACGAGGACAGUGAGCGAGAUGACAACGCUGAAGACAAUCAUCUCGGAAUGAGAGAGGAAACGCCCAGGAAGACUGGACGUAAUGUGAAAGUCAGCCUCUUUCAAGCUCAGGGAGAAAGCAGACUCUGAAGCACUGGCCCUGGGCUUCUCUCAUUGAGAAGAUUUGGAUGCUCAUUCUAUCUCAAGAGUGUUUUUGAGCUUCAUUUAAACUAUUUUGUCUCUGUUUGGUUUUAUUUUCAGCUUUAAUAUCAUGUUCAUUCCCAGGGUUUUAAUGCUACUCGCACCUCUGACACUUUAUUAUACAUCAAUCCAGAAUGAAUGUCUCUCUCCACCAUCCAUUAUGUUUCGAUGCAGAGGGAAGUGUUAAAUGCUUUUUGGCAUUCUUUUGUUAAUUUUUUAUUUAUUUAAAACUUUUUAUCAGGGACUCGCUGUUACUUUUUUCCUUCUGUUAAUCGGCCCUCUACUCACUCGCAGUGAGUGAAAACUCAUGUUAUGAUGGGUCUCAAAUGUGACGUAUAUCUAUAUUUGAGCAAGCUAUGUUUUUUAGACUUCAGGCGUUUUGUAUUACAGUAAUGGGUGAUGGUGGUAUGAUUUUCUUGGAUCUUGUUUCAGAAGUUCUCAUCUUGUCAUCGGUACAGGCUUUUGCUGUGAACAGAUAUGCUUGCUUACUGAUUUCAGUCUGUACGAAAAUAUUAAAAUUGUCACAGCACAAUCACAUCAAGUGUCAUGCUUAAAGAUGUAGUGCAGAAUCAAUGCAAACUCUAUCAACAUCUCAAAAUUCAGAGCAUGCAAAUAAAAAUCCAGUCAGGCCAUUCUUUGUUUUAUGGGGCCUGAUGGUGGACAUGAAGUACA
Molecule: messenger RNA, 1180 nt
Organism: Cyprinus carpio (common carp)
Lineage: Eukaryota; Metazoa; Chordata; Actinopteri; Cypriniformes; Cyprinidae
Product: deoxynucleoside triphosphate triphosphohydrolase SAMHD1-like
Exons: 4
Coding region: 29-457 (142 amino acids)
Biological process (GO): defense response to virus; regulation of innate immune response; dGTP catabolic process
Cellular component (GO): nucleus
Molecular function (GO): protein binding; dGTPase activity
Source: RefSeq, a predicted model, not a curated record